This is a messenger RNA of Branchiostoma belcheri (Belcher's lancelet), 1759 nucleotides long. RefSeq names its product organic cation transporter protein-like. Gene Ontology annotation, cellular component: membrane. Bases 74 to 1759 code for a protein of 561 amino acids. Gene Ontology annotation, molecular function: transmembrane transporter activity. Gene Ontology annotation, biological process: transmembrane transport. The record is from RefSeq and is a predicted model, not a curated record. Lineage: Eukaryota; Metazoa; Chordata; Leptocardii; Amphioxiformes; Branchiostomatidae. The transcript has 11 exons.
GAGACAUCAAUACUCUGCGACGGUCCCUCAUGCUGUCACGUAGCCAUAUGAAGUUCAUGGUCAGCAUUCCAACAUGGCGGACUUUGACCAAGUUCUGAAGAAGCACAUUGGAGAGCUGGGGCCAUAUCAGAUAUGGUGGUGUUUCCUUGUGUAUCUCCCAGCCAUACCGUGCUGUAUGCACAUGUUCUCUAUGGUGUUUAUUGGGGCCACUCCGGUACAUUACUGUGCAACGCCAGAACUGGAUUUGAUGGACCUGCUGCAACGAAACGGUAGCUGGGCUGAGAGGAUGAAUGCAACCAUUCCUUGGGAGCUAACAGACGGUGUUUGGCAGCACAGCAGUUGCACAAGAUACAACCUCAGUGACGAGUACAGUAAUUUGGCCCCGACCAACACCACAGCUGAAACAUUCAACAUGGCGACCAAUCUCUCUAUCACAGGGUGCGAUGCAGGAUGGGAGUACGACCGGUCACAGUUCCAUACCAGCGUCACAAUGGAGUUUGACCUAGUGUGCAACAGAAAAUGGCUGAACAAUUUGGCACAGUCCAUUCUUAUGGUAGGGGUGCUCUGUGGAGCAGUUCUUUUUGGCGAUCUCUCAGACAGGUAUGGAAGAAAGUUGACGUUCUUUAUAGUGCUGAGUCUACAAGUUAUAUUCGGCGUGGCGAAUGCCUUCACCCACAGCUACGCGGCCUUUGUCUGUCUGCGGUUCCUAGUGGGAGCCUGUGCCUACCCGGUCUUCAUGAUCGCCUUUGUUAUUGGACAGGAGAUUGUCGGGCCGUCCAAGCGUGCCUUGGCCGGGAGUGUGAUAGAACUCGCCUUUGCAGCUGCCAUCAUGGUGCUAGCCGGUCUCGCCUACGCCAUUCGGGAGUGGACCUUCCUACAGCUGGCCAUCACACUCCCCAGUGCGGUGUCCAUCCUGUCCUGGUGGUUGAUCCCUGAGUCUCCACGGUGGCUGAUCGCCAGAGGGAGGGUAGAGGAGGCGAUGGAAGUCAUUCAUCUGAUGGCCAAGAGAAACGGGAAGACCCUUCCCUCUGAUCUAGACCUAGACGUUAAGACACGCGUACGGAGGAGCAGUGGAGGCCAGCCUAGUGCCCUGGACCUUGUGCGUACUCCGAACAUGCUGAGGAAAUCCGUCCUCAUAUUCUUUAACUGGUUUGUGGUGACUAUCCUAUACUACGGACUGUCCCUCGGUACCUCGGACCUGGCCGGAGACGACUACGUCAACUUCUUCCUGUCCGGUGUGGUGGAGGUCCCGGGAUAUCUGUCGUCCUGUGUCGUCAUUGAGCGAUUCGGCCGCCGGGUUCCGCACAUGCUGUACAUGGUGGUGGGAGGGGUGGCGUGUGUCGCUGCCGCAUUUAUUCCUAAACAUCUGACGCCACUGACGAUCACCCUUGUCAUGAUUGGGAAGUUUGGCGCCGCUGGAGCCUUUAACAUCAUCUACAUCUGGACUGGAGAACUUUACCCUACUGUUGUUAGGAACGUCGGUGUUGGCGUGUCGGUCCUGUGGUCUCGCUGCGGCGGAAUCGCUUCUCCUUUCAUCGCCCUGCUGAAGGACGUGUGGGGACCGUUACCGCUGAUCAUCCUCGGCGCUCCCGCCUGUCUCGCCGGCGCUCUGGCGCUCGUCUUACCGGAGACGCUCGGACUGCCCCUGCCACAGACCUCGGAGGAAGCUGAACACUUCGGAAGGCGACGGAGGACCAACGAACAAUACAUACCCGGAAACAAUGUGGAAUCAGACGUUAAAAUGAUAGCAACACAAUGA